CCCCACGCGUUGAUCGUUUCUCAAAUCUGCAAAGUGUUGAAACUUCCUUUGUUCUCAUGAGCUCUUCGCUUCCAAGAGCAUCCAAAACAGUUUAUCCACGUCAACCGCUCGGAAAAUUCCUCUCAGCGACCCCAAAAUUCAUUGUUUCCCUUCAAUGCGACAACUUUUAAACUCAGAAAAACGAUGCUGACGCGCCCGUAGUUCAUGUUGGAUAAACGUUAAAUUUCCUGUUGGUUUUCUGCCGCUUCCACUAGAUCCGUCACUGCUGUUCGAUUUUUCUGGAGCGACGAUUGAUGUUCCUCACAGUAUCGGUCACUUGAAGCGAAAUUAGUUCCGCACUGACUCGGCAAUGUUUUAAUUAGACUCUUUACAAAAGCCCACGACGGUUGCCAAUAACAUAUUUCGGACAAGAUUCAUACAUGUCUGGAUUCCCUGCCACUUAAAAGUGGAUUUGUGGGCUGGGUUUUGAGCCAGUGAAGACUUGCCGGUGUUAAGCGGGCUUCAGUGAUGGAUUCUUGGGGCCAGCUGGAUUUGACUACGGCCGCUAUUGUUCGGGACGAUGUGGGCACCAGUUUCAGACGGACGAAGAAAAUUACAAUCGAAAAACUGCCAGACAAAGUGCUUCUUCACAUCUUCAGCUACUUGUGCCACAAGGAAAUAUGCCGAAUGGCCAGAGUUUGCAAAAAGUGGAGGCUGAUCGCCUACGACACCAAACUAUGGAAGAACGUGUCGCUGCGCCCGGAAAUCUCCGGGCUACACGUUGGUUCCCUCGAGUCGCUUCUGGCCUUAAUCAGCAUCAGAUUCGGGCCCUCUUUAAGAUACAUUGAGCUUCCAAUUGAGCUGAUCACUCACACGGUGCUGCAUGAGUUGGCCAACAAGUGCCCCAACCUCACUCAUAUGCUCCUGGACUUCUCCACUGCGAUGCAGCUGCACGAUUUCAGCGAGCUCCAAGCCUUCCCCACCAAGCUGAAGUAUCUGUGCAUUUGCCUCUCCGAGGUGAUUUUCAUGGAGGGGUUCAUGAGGAAAAUCUACAACUUCAUCAACGGCCUGGAGAUCCUCCAUCUGAUUGGCACCUAUGAAAAGGUCGAGGAGGAAGAGGAGGAGAUCUACGAGGUGAUCAACGUGCACAGGCUGAAAAGCGCCACUCCCAACUUGAGGGUGAUCAACCUCUAUGGGAUCAACUUCGUUGACGACACUCACAUUGAUGCCUUUAGCUCCAAUUGCAUCCAGCUGGAGUGCUUGGCAGUGAAUUUUUGCAACAAAGUGACUGGAAGCACAUUGAAGACAUUGUUCCAAAGGAGCAGGCGGCUCACCUGCCUCUUGAUGAACGGCACUAACCUAAAAAGCGAACACCUGAUGCAAGUGGAGUGGGAAAAGUGCUCGCUGCAGGAGUUCGACAUCACCGCCACAGAUUUAUCGAGCGAAUGCUUGCAGGACAUGCUGACCCGCCUGCCCGGGCUGAGGUUCUUAAGUGCCGGCCAAAUUAACGGGUUCAACGAUUCGGUGUUGAAGAGUUGGGUGGAUUUGGGCAAUCCGAGAAAUUUGGUUUCACUCGACUUGGACAGUUCAGACAAUUUGUCCGAAGAUGCCAUCUAUAAGUUCCUGUGCAAACACGGGCACCAACUGUGGGCGUUGGGUUUAUCUGGAAUGACCCACAUCACAGACUCACUGUGGCAGUCCAUACUGCCUAUACUGGCCAACGCCAAAAUACUUGUUAUGGGCACGCAAGAGCGCUUGGGGGUGAAUAUUCUGGCCGACCAGCUAAUGGACAGCAUCGCCAAGAGUUGCAACAACCUGGAAAGGCUGGAGCUGAGAUGGGAUCCAGACAAUUUGCGGUUUUCCGAUAAAAGCCAGAAGGCCAUCGACACGCUCAGAGUGAAGUGUUUGAAGCUGAAAUGCCUAAGUCUGAGCGAUGGGAGGUACUACGAAAUCGUGAAGGCCAACUUUGAGCGAGCUGAUCGGAUGACGGUGGUGCGCACUCUGACCAACUGCCGCGUUUCAAACUACUACCUUUUAUCCAAUUACAAAGACUUGGUGUUCAACUAGGCGAAAUAAACCAAUGCAACUUAA
This is a messenger RNA of Dendroctonus ponderosae (mountain pine beetle), 2070 nucleotides long. It is a transcript of the gene FipoQ, whose product is annotated as F-box/LRR-repeat protein 12. Lineage: Eukaryota; Metazoa; Arthropoda; Insecta; Coleoptera; Curculionidae. The transcript has 8 exons. Gene Ontology annotation, molecular function: protein binding. Gene Ontology annotation, biological process: SCF-dependent proteasomal ubiquitin-dependent protein catabolic process; positive regulation of protein ubiquitination. The record is from RefSeq and is a predicted model, not a curated record. Gene Ontology annotation, cellular component: SCF ubiquitin ligase complex. Bases 508 to 2046 code for a protein of 512 amino acids.